UCCCGUUGCAACGGAUUAAAAUGAGUCCCUGUUUUGCAGGCUGCAAAUCAAAAUCCGGGGCGCCCGAAAAGGAUUUAGGUACUAAAAUAGCAAUCAAGUCAUGUCGCCUGGAGCUAAGUGUGAAAAACAAAGAUCGAUGGUGCCAUGAAAUCCAGAUAAUGAAGAAGCUGAACCAUCCUAAUAUUGUAAAAGCUUAUGAAGUGCCUGAGGAGAUGAAUUUUCUUGUUAAUGAUGUUCCGCUGUUGGCAAUGGAAUAUUGUUCCAGAGGAGAUCUGAGGAAGCUGUUGAACUUACCUGAAAAUUGCUGCGGUCUUAAGGAGAGCCAAAUACUUUCCCUUCUUAGUGACAUUGGGUCUGGUAUCCAGUAUUUACAUGAAAACAGAAUCAUACAUAGAGACUUAAAACCUGAAAAUAUUGUUCUUCAGGAUGAAGGUGGGAAGAUAGUUCACAAAAUAAUAGAUCUGGGAUAUGCCAAGGACUUGGAUCAAGGAAGCUUAUGUACAUCUUUUGUUGGAACCUUACAGUAUCUGGCACCAGAACUCUUUGAUAAUAAACCCUAUACAACUUCUGUAGACUUUUGGAGCUUUGGAACGGUGGUCUUCGAGUGCAUUACAGGAUUUAGACCAUUUUUACAUAAUCAACAGCCUUUUACCUGGCAUGAGAAAAUCAAGAAGAAGGAUCCAAAAUGUAUAUUUGCAUGGGAAGAGAUGACUGGGGAAGUUAGAUUUAGUACACAUUUGCCAAUUCCCAACAGCCUUUGCAGUAUAAUUGUAGAAAUGAUGGAGAGUUGGCUACAACUGAUGCUAAACUGGGAUCCACAACAAAGAGGGGGCGGUAUAGACCCAGAAACUGGCAGGUUCAGGUGCUUCCAGUUAAUGGAUCAAAUCUUGGGCUUGAAGAUAGUUCACAUCUUAAAUAUGACUUCUGCCAACAUCUUGUCUUGUUCAUUGCAUCCUGAGGAAAGUCUCCAUUCACUUCAGUCUCGUAUUGAAUCUGAGACUGGAAUAAGCACAGGAAACCAAGAGCUCCUCCUUGAGAUGGGAAUCUGCCUAGACCCACGGAAGCCGGCCUCUCAGUGUGUUAUUGAUGGCGUAAGAGGCUGGGAUAGCUACAUGGUUUACUUAUUUGAUAAAAGCAAAACUAUAUAUGAAGGUCCUUUUUCUUCUAGGAGUCUAUCUGAGUGUGUAAAUUAUAUUGUGCAGGACAGCAAAGCCCAGUUUCCCAUAGUACAGCUUCGUAAGAUAUGGGCUGAGGCUGUGCAUUAUGUCAUUGGAUUAAAAGAAGAUUACAGCCGGCUGUUUCAGGGCCAGAGAGCUGCAAUGUUGAGUCUUCUUAGGUACAACGCCAAUUUAACAAAAAUGAAAAACAACAUGGUAUCAGCAUCGCAGCAACUGAAAGCAAAACUUCAGUUCUUUCAACAGAGCAUCCACCUUGACUUGGAAAAGUAUAGUGACCAGAUGACAUAUGGGAUAUCCUCAGAGAAAAUGCUGAAAGCCUGGAAGGAGAUGGAGGAAAAAGCCUUACAGUGUGAACAGGCUGCAGAUAUUGGCUACCUAGAUGAACAGAUCAUGGCUUUGCACACAGAGAUUGUAGAACUACAGAGGAGCCCCCAUGCACGACGUCAAGGCGAUCUCAUGGAGAAUCUCGAACAAAGAGCUAUAGAACUCUAUAAACAACUAAAACGAAGACCUCCAGAUCAUUCCUACAGUGACAGUGCAGAGAUGGUGAAGAUCAUUGUCCAGACAGUUCAGAGUCAGGACUGGGUGCUCAAAGAACUCUUCAGACAUCUUAGCAAACUCUUGGGUUGUAAACAGAAGAUUAUUGAUUUGCUUCCAAAAAUUGAAGUGGCUCUGAAUAACAUCAAAGAGGCUGACAACUCAGUAAUGCAAAUGCAAGCAAAAAGGCAGAGAGAAAUCUGGCAUUUGCUGAAAAUCGCUUGUACUCAGAGUUCUACUAAAUCUCCUGUUAGUUCCAGUGAAGGCACAAUUACAUCAUCCAUGCCUGCGUGGCUUUUGCAGUCCUCAACAGGGAAUGUUCUUCAGGCUCUUUCUUCCGUGGAAGCCUCUAGAAAUGUGAUGUCUUUUGCACAUUUAAUAGAAGAAAAUCUAAACUACCUCGACAACUUUAGUACUGUCAUACAAGAAGCAAAACAUGACCAGAAUAGUAGUAUGAUGAGUUAUGAUUGGAGUUGGCUCAAUUAGGUGAAUAUGAACAUUUGAACAUAAGAAGCUGUACACAAAUGACCAUCACCUUCUAAUGAUACUGCCAUUGCUUAUGAAUCUUGCUAUAUUAUGUGAGGGUAUGUUUUAAACAACAGCUAAAAUCGUUCUUCCAUACCUAGCAUAUCAGACAGAAAAGCAAAACCCAAGAUGCUUAAGAAUCAUA
Pogona vitticeps (central bearded dragon) is the source of this 2385-nucleotide messenger RNA. NCBI's taxonomy places the organism in Eukaryota, Metazoa, Chordata, Lepidosauria, Squamata, Agamidae. The record is from RefSeq and is a predicted model, not a curated record.